This is a messenger RNA of Durusdinium trenchii, 615 nucleotides long. The record is from the annotation of a GenBank genome assembly. NCBI's taxonomy places the organism in Eukaryota, Dinophyceae, Suessiales, Symbiodiniaceae.
AUGGCACAAAAAUCUUCGCAUGCCUACAGCUUUGCCAAGCAUGAACUGCCCUCUGGGCCUUCUCGUGAAAGCUGUUCACUUCGUGAUGGGUUUGAGUUCCGAGGCCAGGAAAAGCCAAUGCUUUGCGGAGCUGCUGAAACUAUUUCCGCAUGGCGUGUGGAGAUUGAAGAGAGGGCUGAAGCCUUGGGCAGCUUUGCUGCAGAUUGCCUCUUGGCAAGAACAGGCUUUGAGCUUGGCCCGAUCAAGUCGGAAACGCUGCACAGCGAGCGGGCUCUCACAGCUCGUCGCGCUGAUGGUCUUCGCAUGCGACGAGAGGAGUUGUUGGCCCAGCUUCACGCGGUGGAGGAAGAGCUGCAAGAGGUGGAAUCCCGUGAUGCGGAACUGAACCGACGAGAAUCGCACCUGAAGAACAGCAUGGCCCGUGUGUCCACCGAACUAGCUGAACAACGUGAAACCUGUCAGGAGAACGGGCUAGUGGCUGCUUGCAGACAGCGGCUUCUUCUGUCAACGGUGGAGACUUCAAAGACAGUGGAAGAACCUUGGCAAAAGCAAAAGGAAGCUACUAGCGAUGGCCUCCAACCUAGUAUUUCAUUGCCCAACUGCAUUGGCUCUUGA